GGAAGGGAUUUACUGCUGGAACACUCAUUGAGAAGUAGAGGGAGUGAGUGUGUUGCAUGUUAUAGAGGUUGAGGUGUGAGCUCUGACAGGAGAAGGGUUAGCAGGCUCAGAAGCAGACUGAGUGGUGACUGACUGAUUCACUCUGUCAUUUUCCGCUUAUUCAGAGCGUCUUACGGUAUAGUGAGUGCAUACAUUUUCAUACUGUCUGCUGUAUGUUGCAAUUCUCUGUUUGGAGGGAAUGGGACUGACUACCACUACAGCCGAGUGAGGACUCUUCCAGACACACUGUCCAGAGGAGCAUGAUGACUACUUUCCCCAAUGAGACAGAGGAGACAGGCUUCUCCUCCCUCUCUCCUUCAUACCCCCCCUCCCUCACACCGUCCAUCUCCCUCACCUCCAACCCUUCCUCUUCCUUCGCCUUCUCCCUCUCCACUUCCUCCUCCUCUCUGUCCAACUGCUCCAGCUCUCCAUCGCCCUCCUCCCCUCCCUAUAACUUCUACGCUGUGCUGCUGGUGCUGCUUAUCUUCUGCGUGGUGUUUGGAAACAUGCUAGUUUGUGUGGCGGUGUCGCGAGAGCGCGCCCUCCAGACCACCACCAACUACCUCAUCGUCUCCCUGGCUGUGUCUGACCUGCUGUUGGCCACCCUGGUCAUGCCCUGGGGCGUCUACCUGGAGGUGGUAGGGGAGUGGCGCUUCAGUCUCAUCCACUGUGACAUCCUCCUGACCCUGGACGUCAUGAUGUGUACUGCCAGCAUCCUCAACCUCUGUGCCAUCAGCAUCGACAGGUACACGGCGGUGGCGAUGCCCAUGCUGUAUAACACCAGAUACAGCUCCAGGAGGAGGGUGGCUCUGAUGAUUGCUGUCGUGUGGUUCCUCUCCUUCGCCAUCUCCUGCCCUCUGCUGUUUGGACUCAACAACACAGCCAGUCGGGAGGAGACCAAGUGUGCCUUCGCUGAUCCGUCCUUCGUGGUCUACUCAUCCGUGGCCUCCUUCUACGUUCCGUUCAUCGUGACCCUGCUGGUGUACGCCCAAAUCUGUGUGGUGCUGCGGAGGCGGGGCCGACGCACCGUGCCCCGCAGACACGGCCUGCACCCACAGGGAGGAGGCAAGACGGGGGAGGGCCACAGGCACAGGAAGAAUAAGUGUACCCACCCUGAGGAUGUGAAGCUGUGCACUCUGAUCAUGAGGCCCCCCACCAGCGCCCCCCAACGCAAGAAAGUGACCUUAGUGAAGGAGGCAGUGGUGCACCCCCUGGAUGAGGAACCUGUGGGGCGUGGUUUCCUGUCCCAGUUAGACCAGAGCCUCCCCCCACCUCACCCCCCUCCCGCCUCCGGACGAGCCACCAAGGUCUCUCUUUCUAUCUCGGUGGCGCCCGCGCCCUUCCUGGCCCUGUCCCCUUCGGUGGCACCACGCUCUGCCCUCGUACCCCGCCGUGCCACCUUCGAGGACGGCGUGAGUGGCCGCGAGCGCUGGAGGGAGCGAAAUGCAGACAGGGAGAAGGGAGCGAUGGCGAAGGAGAGGGUGAAAGGGACUCUGUCGCAGCAGAAGGAGAGGAAGGCGACCCAGAUGCUGGCUAUCGUGCUAGGUGUGUUCAUCAUCUGCUGGCUACCCUUCUUCCUGACCCACGUGCUGAAGGCCCACUGUGCCAGCUGCUGUAUCUCCCCCUCCCUGUACAGUGCUGUCACCUGGCUGGGCUACCUCAACAGUGCCGUCAACCCCGUCAUCUACACCACCUUCAACAUCGAGUUCCGUAAGGCCUUCAUCAAGAUCCUAAACUGCUGAGUACAGGGAAGAAGAGGAGGGGGGAGAGUGGGAGGAAGGACAAGUGUGAAAAGUGUUUGAGUAGUGGAGAGAGGCAAAAAAAAAAAAGGUAAUAGACUAGAAAUGAAAUUAAAGAAGUGAAAGAGAGGGGUGAAAACAAAGACAAGAAGGGAAUGGAAGGAGAGAUAGAGGGGGAUGUAGAGAGAGGUGACAGAGAAGAUAAAAAAAUAUAUAUAAUUUAAGAGGUCAAACAGAAGAGCAAGUGAAUCAAAUUUACAGAAAUACCAAAUCAAAAACAGUCUUGGGAAUUAUAAAGAGAUGUACACUUCUGUAAAUAUAAAACAUAACCGGGUGGAGAGAGAUAUUCUGAAGGGGUAGGGCACAAACAGUGGCAGAAGACUGUCCCACUACGUACGAGGAUGACUAAGUAAAUGUAUUGCUCUCUGAUUCCGCUCUCACAUAUAAUGUCUGCAGACGUUGUCCUGUUUUUACUCUGAUACAGUUAUGUACAGUUUGUAAAUGACGUUAAUUAAAUUACAGAGGUAAUCUUUUAAGGAGAUACACAAUCAAUCUGCACCAUCAAGCGCAAUUUUUCUCCAAUAGCCGUCUUGUUGUGUCGUCCCAGUGUAAACAAGCCUAUAAGAGAUGUAUUAUAUUAAGAACAUGAUGAUGUUGGUGAAGAUAUGAUGCCAUGGUGAUAUGAUGAGCGACUAAUCAAGGUUUGUUCAUAAAGUAUAUGUAUAUAUUGUUUAGAGUUUGUUCAUGUGAGCUCUGCUGUAAAUAUCUGUAUUACUGUUAUUGUACAGAUACAUGUAAUAAAUUAUAUUCUACUCA
Molecule: messenger RNA, 2594 nt
Organism: Oncorhynchus mykiss (rainbow trout)
Lineage: Eukaryota; Metazoa; Chordata; Actinopteri; Salmoniformes; Salmonidae
Product: dopamine receptor D2.L
Biological process (GO): negative regulation of voltage-gated calcium channel activity; negative regulation of cytosolic calcium ion concentration; regulation of dopamine secretion
Cellular component (GO): plasma membrane; glutamatergic synapse; presynaptic membrane
Molecular function (GO): G protein-coupled receptor activity; dopamine neurotransmitter receptor activity, coupled via Gi/Go
Source: RefSeq, a predicted model, not a curated record